Messenger RNA from Molossus molossus (Pallas's mastiff bat), 464 nucleotides. RefSeq names its product lymphotactin-like. The transcript is spliced from 3 exons. Bases 21 to 359 code for a protein of 112 amino acids. Gene Ontology annotation, cellular component: extracellular region. Gene Ontology annotation, molecular function: CCR chemokine receptor binding; chemokine activity. Gene Ontology annotation, biological process: chemokine-mediated signaling pathway; monocyte chemotaxis; positive regulation of T cell chemotaxis. The record is from RefSeq and is a predicted model, not a curated record. NCBI's taxonomy places the organism in Eukaryota, Metazoa, Chordata, Mammalia, Chiroptera, Molossidae.
AGCUCAGCAGGACCGCAGCCAUGAGACCUCUCCUCCUGGCCCUUCUCGGGCUCUGCUGCCUCACGGCACCCGGCGUGGAAGGUGUGGGGAGUGAAGCUGUGGAGCAGAGAAUCUGCGUGAGUCUCACCACCCGGCAAGUGCCGGUGAAUAGGAUCAAGACCUACACCAUCAAGGAGGGGACCAUGAGAGCCAUCAUAUUUUUCACCAAACGUGGGCUUAAAGUCUGUGCGGAUCCACGAGCUGAUUGGGUGAAAAGAGCGGUCGAAAAAGUGGACAAGGACAACAGCAGCAACAAGAGCCAGACCAAGGCUGCCGGGACCCAACAGCCCACCAGAGCAGCUGUGACCAGGAGGCGGUAGUGACCUUGUCCCCUCCCAAACCAGCCAGCUGACUUCUCCUCACAAGCUCCCGUACUAACGACAUGAUAUGCACCUUUUCUAAAAGCAUCGCCUGUGUUAGAUGAU